AUGUUCUUGAGAAGACUCUAUUCAACAUCGUUGAGAACGGUAUCAGAAUCAAACGCUCGUCGUUGGGCAGCUAUUAAGAAUGCUAAACCUAUAUCUCAUUUCCUUACAGAUAAUUACAAUAGGAAACAUGAUUAUUUAAGAAUAUCAAUCACUGAACGUUGUAAUUUAAGAUGUAUGUAUUGUAUGCCCGAGGAAGGGGUACCAUUACAACCAGAUUCACAAAUUUUAUCCACUGAUGAAAUCAUUCAAAUUGCUAAAAUGUUUGUAUCUCAAGGUGUUAAAAAAAUUAGAUUAACUGGUGGUGAACCAACAGUAAGGAAAGAUAUCUUGGAGAUAAUGGAUAGAUUGAAUCAAAUUGAAGGCUUAAAAGAAAUUUGUAUCACUUCAAAUGGGAUUGCUUUGCAUAGGAAAUUACCUAAAUUGGCUCAAUCUGGGUUAACCUCAUUAAAUUUAUCAUUAGAUACACUGGUAGAAGGGAAAUUUACACUUAUAACAAGAAGAAAUGGUUUAAAAAAUGUUAUGAAAUCCUUGGAAACUGCAUUACAACUAGGUAUACCAAAAGUUAAAUUAAAUAUUGUUGUUGUGAAAGGUUUAAAUGAUGAUGAAAUUAUGAAUUUUGUUAAAUUAGCUCAAUUUUACCCAUUAGAAGUUAGAUUUAUUGAAUAUAUGCCAUUUGAUGGUAAUAAAUGGGAAUUAGAAAAAGUUAUGAAUUAUCAAGAUAUUAUUAAAUUAAUAAGAGAAACUCAUCCAACAAUUGAAAGAGUUGCUCAUAAACAUGGUGAAACUUCUAAAACUUAUCAAAUCCCUGGCUUUAAAGGUAAAUUAGGUUUUAUAACUUCAAUGACUGAUGAUUUUUGUAAAGAUUGUACAAGGUUAAGAAUAACAUCUGAUGGGAAUUUAAAAGUUUGUCUUUUUGGAAAUGAUGAAGUUUCAUUAAGAGAUUUAAUAAGAUCUAAUGUUGAUGAAGAUGAAAUAUUACAAGUCAUUGGUAAAACUGUUAAAAAUAAAAAGGAAAAACAUGCUGGGUUAGAUGAAUUGCCAAAAAUGGCUAAUAGACCAAUGAUUUUAAUCGGUGGAUGA
This is a messenger RNA of Hansenula ciferrii, 1080 nucleotides long. RefSeq lists its product as uncharacterized. Gene Ontology annotation, biological process: Mo-molybdopterin cofactor biosynthetic process. The transcript has a single exon. NCBI's taxonomy places the organism in Eukaryota, Fungi, Ascomycota, Saccharomycetes, Phaffomycetales, Wickerhamomycetaceae. The record is from RefSeq and is a predicted model, not a curated record. Gene Ontology annotation, molecular function: 4 iron, 4 sulfur cluster binding; cyclic pyranopterin monophosphate synthase activity; GTP 3',8'-cyclase activity. The coding region runs from base 1 to 1080 and encodes 359 amino acids.